Molecule: messenger RNA, 8013 nt
Organism: Fonsecaea multimorphosa CBS 102226
Lineage: Eukaryota; Fungi; Ascomycota; Eurotiomycetes; Chaetothyriales; Herpotrichiellaceae
Product: pre-mRNA-processing-splicing factor 8
Exons: 3
Coding region: 1-8013 (2670 amino acids)
Biological process (GO): spliceosomal tri-snRNP complex assembly; intein-mediated protein splicing; mRNA splicing, via spliceosome
Cellular component (GO): U5 snRNP; catalytic step 2 spliceosome
Molecular function (GO): endonuclease activity; protein binding; U1 snRNA binding
Source: RefSeq, a predicted model, not a curated record
AUGGCUUCCAUACCACCCCCUCCUCCGCCGGGAUGGGGUGCUGGAGCGCCGCCUCCUCCGCCUGGCAUGGCCCCCCCACCUCCAGGUUAUCGUCCCCCAGUCGACCCUCGAGUCGCAAAGUUUGCACAGAAGAAGAAAGAGUGGCUCCGUACGCAGCGCAAUCGGUACGGCGAAAAGAGGAAGGGCGGCUUUGUGGAAACGCAGAAGGCCGAUAUGCCGCCGGAGCAUCUGAGGAAGAUUGUCAAAGACAUUGGAGACGUCAGUCAGAAGAAAUUCAGCAGCGACAAAAGAAGUUACCUAGGCGCCUUGAAAUACAUGCCGCACGCAGUCUUCAAGCUGCUGGAAAACAUGCCCAUGCCCUGGGAGAGUGCGAGGGAAGUCAAAGUAUUGUACCAUGUCAAUGGGUGCCUGACACUCGUCAAUGAAACCCCACGAGUCAUCGAGCCGGUCUUUCACGCACAGUGGGCAACUAUGUGGGUUUCAAUGAGACGAGAGAAGAGCGACAGAAGGCACUUCAAGCGGAUGCGCUUCCCUCCUUUCGACGACGAAGAACCACCGCUGUCUUGGUCAGAGAAUAUCGAAGACGUGGAGCCCUUGGAGCCUAUUCAGAUGGAACUGGAUGAGAAUGAGGAUGGUCCCGUGUAUGAAUGGUUCUAUGAUCACCGGCCUCUUCUGGACACGCCGCACGUCAAUGGUCCGAGUUACAAAACGUGGAACUUGACGCUGCCGCAAAUGGCUACCCUGUACCGACUUUCUCAUCAGCUGUUGAGCGACGUGGUGGAUAAGAAUUAUUUCCACAUGUUCGAUCGUGAAAGCUUUUUCACCGCGAAGGCUCUCAACGUUGCCAUCCCCGGUGGACCCAGAUUCGAGCCCUUAUACAAAGAUAUUGACCCCAAUGACGAGGAUUUCGGCGAGUUCAACGCAAUCGACCGAAUCAUCUUCCGUGCGCCGAUCCGGACCGAAUACAGGGUCGCGUUUCCCUACUUAUACAACUCGCUACCACGGAGCGUCAAACUUUCGUGGUAUUCCCACCCUCAAGUUGUCUACGUAAGAUCAGAGGAUCCCAACCUGCCAGCCUUCUAUUUUGAUCCCGUCAUCAAUCCCAUCUCUUCGAGGUCAGUGGCGCCAAAAAAUAUUACCAUCAGCCACGAGGAUGAAGUCUUUGGCGAAGGCAAUAAUGAGGAUGAUGAAUUCGAGCUCCCAGGCAAUGUUGAGCCAUUCCUCGCAGACGAGGAACUGUACACCAGCGAGACAGCUUCUGCUAUCGCAUUGUGGUGGGCGCCUUUCCCAUUUGAUCGGAGAUCUGGAAGAAUGGUUCGUGCCCAGGAUGUGCCUCUGGUCAAGCAGUGGUAUCUGGAGCACUGCCCGCCCGGCCAGCCGGUCAAAGUCCGAGUUUCUUACCAGAAACUACUGAAGACCUAUGUUCUGAAUGAGCUACACAGGAAGAAGCCCAAGGCGCAAAACAAACAAGAUCUUCUCAAGACGCUGAAAUCCACCAAGUUCUUCCAGCAAACGACCAUCGACUGGGUAGAGGCCGGUCUACAAGUUUGCCGACAAGGGUUCAAUAUGCUGAACCUCCUCAUCCAUCGGAAGAACUUGACGUAUCUGCAUCUGGACUACAACUUCAACCUUAAACCUGUCAAGACCCUGACGACAAAAGAACGCAAGAAAUCGAGAUUUGGUAAUGCAUUCCAUUUGAUGAGAGAGAUUCUGAGACUCACUAAGCUCAUUGUCGAUGCUCAAGUCCAAUACAGACUUGGCAACAUCGAUGCGUUUCAGCUGGCUGACGGCAUUCUCUAUGCUUUCAACCAUGUCGGACAGUUGACGGGAAUGUACCGGUACAAAUACAAGCUCAUGCACCAGAUCAGAUCGUGCAAAGACCUGAAGCACUUGAUCUAUUAUCGCUUCAACUCUGGACCUGUCGGAAAAGGUCCGGGUUGUGGCUUCUGGGCGCCAGCUUGGAGAGUGUGGCUCUUUUUCAUGCGGGGCAUUAUUCCUCUUCUUGAAAGAUGGCUUGGGAAUUUGUUGUCCAGACAAUUUGAAGGCCGCCACAGCAAAGGUGUUGCAAAGACCGUUACAAAGCAACGUGUGGAAUCCCAUUUCGACCUUGAACUCCGAGCGUCGGUCAUGGCAGACUUGAUGGAUAUGAUGCCUGAAGGUAUUAGACAGAACAAAGUCAAUACCGUACUUCAGCAUCUUUCCGAAGCGUGGCGGUGCUGGAAGAGCAAUAUUCCUUGGAAAGUCCCAGGCUUACCAGCCCCUAUUGAGAACAUUAUCUUGCGAUACGUCAAAAGCAAGGCUGAUUGGUGGAUCUCUGUGGCUCACUAUAACCGAGAGCGCAUCAGGAGAGGCGCAACUGUCGACAAGACAGUAGCCAAGAAGAACCUUGGUCGCCUGACGCGAUUGUGGCUGAAAGCUGAACAAGAGAGACAGCAUAAUUACAUGAAAGACGGUCCAUAUGUUUCCUCGGAGGAAGCUGUCGCCAUCUACACGACCACCGUCCACUGGCUUGAGUCGCGGAAGUUCUCACCGAUUCCCUUUCCCAGUGUCUCUUAUAAACAUGACACGAAGAUUCUGAUCCUGGCCCUGGAGAGACUGAGAGAGGCCUAUUCUGUUAAGGGCAGGUUGAAUCAGAGUCAGAGAGAAGAGCUUGCCCUGAUCGAACAGGCGUACGAUUCGCCCGGGACUACCCUAGCCAGAAUCAAGCGUUUCUUGUUGACUCAACGGGCGUUCAAAGAAGUUGGAAUCGACAUGAACGACAAUUACAGCUCAAUCAAUCCCGUAUAUGAUGUCGAGCCAAUCGAGAAGAUCACGGAUGCAUAUCUCGACCAAUAUCUUUGGUAUCAGGCUGACACCCGACAUCUCUUCCCAUCGUGGGUCAAGCCUUCAGAUUCAGAGGUCCCACCGCUUUUGGUCUACAAGUGGGCCCAGGGUAUUAACAACUUGACAAAUGUUUGGGAGACUGCAGAUGGAGAAUGUAACGUCAUGAUCGAAACACAGCUUUCCAAGGUCUAUGAGAAGAUUGAUUUGACUUUGCUCAAUCGUCUGCUUCGACUAAUCAUGGAUCACAAUCUGGCCGAUUAUAUCACUUCGAAAAACAAUGUCCAGCUGAACUACAAAGAUAUGAACCACACGAAUAGCUACGGCAUGAUCAGAGGUCUUCAGUUCUCAGGCUUCGUUUUCCAGUACUACGGACUGGUCAUCGACCUGCUUCUCCUCGGCCUUCAACGAGCGAGCGAGCUCGCCGGGCCGCCUCAGAGCCCGAAUGACUUCUUGCAAUUCCGAGACAGGGAAACAGAGACCAGACACCCUAUUCGCCUGUACACACGAUAUAUUGACAAAAUCUGGGUCUUCUUCAGAUUCACCGCAGAGGAGUCGAAGGAUUUGAUCCAGCGCUUCUUGACCGAACAGCCGGAUCCGAACUUUGAAAAUGUUAUUGGGUAUCGGAACAAAAAAUGCUGGCCUCGAGAUUCUAGGAUGAGGUUGAUGAGACACGACGUCAACCUUGGCCGUGCCGUAUUCUGGGAUUUGAAGAACAGGUUACCUCGUUCAAUUACCACAAUCGAAUGGGAUGACACGUUCGCGAGUGUCUACUCCCGGGACAACCCCAAUCUGUUAUUCUCAAUGUGCGGUUUCGAGGUCAGGAUCUUACCCAAGAUCCGUAAUCAGAACGACGAAUUCCCCAUCAAAGAUAGUGUCUGGGCUCUGGCCAACAAUGAGACCAAGGAGCGAACCGCCUACGCAUUCUUGCAGGUCACAGAAGAAGACAUCCAGAAGUUCAACAACCGCAUCAGGCAAAUAUUGAUGUCCUCCGGCUCUACGACAUUUACCAAGAUCGCAAACAAGUGGAACACGACGUUGAUUGCUCUGUUUACCUACUACCGAGAGGCUGCUGUGUCCACAGUCAACCUGUUGGACACCAUUGUCAAGUGCGAGACCAAAAUCCAGACCCGUGUGAAGAUUGGCCUGAACUCCAAGAUGCCUUCUCGUUUCCCCCCGGCUGUGUUCUAUACGCCCAAGGAGCUGGGUGGCCUAGGCAUGAUCUCAGGGUCUCACAUUUUGAUUCCGACUAGUGACAAGCGAUGGUCGAAGCAAACUGAUACUGGUGUUACUCAUUAUCGAGCUGGCAUGUCUCACGACGAGGAAACCCUGAUUCCCAAUAUCUUCCGAUACAUCAUCCCCUGGGAAGCCGAAUUCAUCGAUUCUCAGCGAGUCUGGACCGAAUAUUCUCAGAAGCGGAUGGAAGCCAAUCAGCAGAAUCGGAGACUUACUCUCGAAGAUUUGGAGGACAGCUGGGAUAGAGGUCUUCCGCGCAUCAACACUCUGUUCCAGAAAGACCGGAGCACCUUGAGCUUCGACAAAGGCUUCAGGGCUCGUACAGAGUUCAAGCAAUAUCAACUGAUGAAGAGCAACCCUUUCUGGUGGACGAGUCAGAGACACGACGGGAAACUCUGGAAUCUGAACGCUUAUCGAACCGACGUCAUUCAAGCCUUGGGCGGUGUCGAGACAAUUUUGGAACAUACCUUGUUCAAGGCAACAGCUUUCCCGUCGUGGGAGGGUCUGUUCUGGGAGAGAGCAUGUCUUGCCAACGGGACUAUGCUGCUACGGUAUGAUGGAUCCAAGGUCGCCGUCGAAGACGUCCAGGAAGGGGAUCUACUUCUGGGCCCGGACGGUGGCCCUCGAAGGGCGUUCAAUAAAGUGACCGGGUCGGAUCGACUGUAUCGCAUCAAAUUCGGCAAGAGGGAAGACCUAGUCGUCACGCCGAACCAUAUCUUGGUCCUCCAUCGCAGCCUCCGCAAAGACCUUCCCAAGGUGACCGCAGCAGAUCAGUGGGAGACUGAGACAAUGACUGCCCGCGAUUUCGCAUCACUGGAGCCAUCGGAGAGGGGCAAAUACAGGCUCUUCAGAUGCGCUGGGUUUGAGUACCCCGAACAAGAUGUGCCGAUCAACCCCUAUUUGGUCGGGCUCUGGCUAGGCGACGUGAGUUGUCGCCACUUAUCCAUGUACAAUGGGGUGCGUCAGAGGCGCAAUGGAAAAUGCCCGGAGAUGGAUGCGAAGCACAUCCCCGAGGUCUACAUGAAAAAUUCUCGAGCUGUGCGCCUGGCUGUACUCGCUGGCAUCAUCGAUUCUGACGGUUCGUAUCAUAUCUCCGGAAGGUCUGGCACGCUGAGGUUUGCCCAAAGUGAGAAAUGGCAUGCGACUCUUUUCUGGGAUGUUGUUACGUUGGCGAGGUCACUGGGUUUCUCAGUGAGAACAUCCAGGGCAACAAAGGCGGAACGAUUGUUGGGUUCACAAACGCUGCCGGUAUCAGGAAUGCUUACGGCCUCCAUCAGCGGAGAUCUUCAUGAAUUACCAUGUCUGCUCGCCCGCAAGAAGCCGCUGGAAAGAUCGCGCGCUCCCUGUUUCAACUACGCCAUCCGAAGCAUCGACCUUGAGGCCAAGUCUACAAAGUGGUCAGGCUUCCGAGUUGAUAAAGAUCAGCUGUAUCUACGACAUGAUUACGUCGUCCUGCACAACAGCGGCUUCGAAGAGUCAAUGAAGUUCAAGAAGCUUACCAAUGCGCAGCGCUCCGGUCUCAAUCAGAUCCCCAACCGUCGCUUUACCCUGUGGUGGUCACCGACGAUCAAUCGCGCCAAUGUGUACGUUGGUUUCCAGGUCCAGCUUGACCUGACUGGCAUUUUCUUGCAUGGCAAAAUUCCGACACUGAAGAUUUCUUUGAUCCAGAUCUUCAGAGCUCACUUGUGGCAGAAGAUCCACGAAAGCGUUGUCAUGGACCUGUGCCAGGUCUUCGACCAAGAACUUGAACAGUUGGGCAUCGAAACUGUUCAGAAAGAGACUAUCCACCCGAGAAAAUCGUACAAGAUGAACAGUUCUUGUGCAGAUAUCCUGUUGUUUGCGAGUCACAAGUGGAAUGUCACCCGACCGUCCCUCCUCUUUGAUACGAAGGAUCAGAUCGAAGCCACGACAACAAACAAGUUCUAUGUCGACGUCCAACUUCGAUACGGCGACUACGACUCUCACGAUAUUGAACGCUACGUCCGGGCCAAGUACCUCGACUACACUACUGACAGCAUGAGCAUCUACCCCUCAGCGACUGGUUUGAUGGUAGCUAUUGACCUCGCGUACAAUCUGUAUUCUGCAUACGGGCAAUACUUCCCUGGCCUGAAGGCGUUGGUCCAACAAGCAAUGGCCAAGAUAAUGAAAGCGAAUCCGGCGCUCUACGUGCUCCGCGAGCGUAUCAGGAAAGGUCUCCAACUGUACGCGUCCGAAAGCACUCAAGAGUUCUUGAAUUCUCAGAACUAUUCGGAACUGUUCAGCAACCAGACUCAAUUGUUCAUUGAUGACACCAAUGUCUAUCGGGUAACUAUCCAUAAGACAUUUGAGGGCAAUUUGACGACAAAACCUAUCAACGGCGCCGUUUUCGUGUUCAACCCAAAGACCGGACAGUUGUUCUUGAAGAUUAUCCACACCAGUGUGUGGGCUGGUCAAAAGCGUCUGGGACAGUUGGCUAAAUGGAAGACUGCCGAAGAAGUCGCCGCACUGAUCAGGUCUUUGCCCGUGGAAGAACAGCCCAAACAGCUGAUCGUUACGCGGAAAGGCCUCCUUGAUCCGCUCGAAGUGCACCUUCUGGAUUUCCCGAAUGUUUCGAUCCGAGCUUCGGAGCUCCAGUUGCCAUUCCAGGCUGCGAUGAAGGUGGAAAAGCUGGCCGACAUGAUUCUACAAGCCAAGGAGCCACAAAUGGUUCUGUUCAAUCUAUACGACGACUGGUUGAAGUCAAUAUCGUCGUACACCGCGUUUUCCAGACUGAUACUCAUUCUCCGCGCAUUGCAUGUGAACACUGACAAGACGAAGCUGCUUCUCCGACCUGACAAAACUGUCAUUACUCAAGCACAUCACAUAUGGCCUACUCUUUCGGACGAAGACUGGAUCAAGGUCGAAGUUCAACUGAGAGAUCUUAUCUUGAACGAUUAUGGCAAGAAGAACAAUGUCAACGUCCAGUCUCUGACGAGUAGCGAGGUCCGCGAUAUCAUUCUCGGAAUGGAGAUUAGUGCGCCGUCGAUGCAACGCCAGCAAGCGGCGGAGAUUGAGAAGCAGCAACAAGAGCAGCAACAAUUGACUGCGGUGACCACCAAGACGCAAAAUGUUCGAGGCGAGGAGAUCAUUGUGACGACGACGUCGCAAUACGAGCAACAGUCCUUUGCCUCCAAGACGGAAUGGCGGACACGGGCGAUUGCGACAUCGAACCUGAGGACUCGGGCGAACAACAUCUACAUCUCCAGCGACGACAUUCACGAAGCGGACGACGCGUACACGUAUGUCCUGCCUAAGAACAUACUCAAAAAAUUCAUCACAAUUGCGGAUCUGCGGGUCCAGGUGGCCGGAUAUCUGUACGGCUCUUCACCGCCGGACAACGAUCAGGUCAAGGAAAUCCGCACCAUCGUGAUGGUUCCGCAGGUCGGGUCGACGCGAGAGGUGCAACUACCACACCAGCUUCCGCAACACGAGUAUCUCAAGACGAUGGAACCGCUUGGAAUCAUCCACACGGUGAGCGGCAACGAGACACCCUACAUGACCGCAGCGGAUGUGACGAUGCAUUCGCGACUGAUGGCGCAACAUCCCAGCUGGGACAAAAAGACCAUCACCUUGACCGUGUCGUUCACCCCGGGUUCCGUCUCCCUCAGUUCCUGGACCCUCACUCCACAGGGAUACACGUGGGGCGCCUCGAACAAGGACACCCAGUCCGACAGCCCCGCGGGCUUUUCGACCUCGUUCGGGAUCAAAACCCAACUUCUCCUGUCCGACAAGAUCCGGGGCUAUUUCCUCGUCCCGGAGACCGAAGUGUGGAAUUACAGUUUCAUGGGCGCGCAGUUUUCGACCGUCGAGAAGCGGCCCGUGUACGUCAAGAUCGACACGCCCCGCCGGUUCUACGACGAUCUGCACCGGCCCGUGCAUUUCAGCAGCUUUAAUGAGUUGGAAGACAUUUGGGCCGACCGGGAGGAUGCAUUUGCUUGA